Messenger RNA from Hemicordylus capensis (graceful crag lizard), 1277 nucleotides. Its product is annotated as homeobox protein Hox-D3a-like. Gene Ontology annotation, biological process: regulation of transcription by RNA polymerase II. Lineage: Eukaryota; Metazoa; Chordata; Lepidosauria; Squamata; Cordylidae. Bases 122 to 1183 code for a protein of 353 amino acids. The record is from RefSeq and is a predicted model, not a curated record. Gene Ontology annotation, molecular function: DNA-binding transcription factor activity, RNA polymerase II-specific; RNA polymerase II cis-regulatory region sequence-specific DNA binding. Gene Ontology annotation, cellular component: nucleus. The transcript has 3 exons.
CCUUGUUUAGGCUGCGCACAGAUAUGUGAACUUUUGUAGCUCUGCUUUUCCGUCUUCGCCCGUGAAAGCGUUAAAGGUAUCAGUCUCCUUCCCCGUUCCUCCAGUCAGCCAAGAACAGGAAAUGCAAAAAGCUCUUCAUGAAGAUGACCAGGAGUCCUCAGAAGGCAUUUUUUACCAAGAUCCCGCUAGGAGGGAUUCUUUUAGUCAGCAACCAUUUCUGUAUCCAUUGGCACAUCAGGAGUCAGAAACACCUACAGGGUCACCAGUGGACCAAACUAAUAACCAACAGGUGUCUCUGAGAUCUCUAGAGAACAACAAUGAUCAGGACUCAAGAGUACAGCAGCCUCCAUUGGUUACCUCUUCCAAACCUUGCGACACCUCCUCCACCAAUGGCACUGGCAAAUCACAGAAUAGCCAUUUACCAAAGCAAGUCUUCCCUUGGAUGAAGGAAACAAGACACCACACCAAGCAGAGCAGCAACGUUCAUUCUUCAGAUCCCAGCUCUCCACCCAGCCUCUCCUCUUCCAAGAGAGUCCGCACAGCCUACACCCACACCCAGCUGGUGGAGCUGGAGAAAGAGUUCCAUUUUAAUAGGUACCUCUGCCGGCCACGCAGGCUGGAGAUGGCCCGGCUUCUGAGGCUCUCCGAGAGGCAAAUCAAGAUCUGGUUCCAAAACAGAAGGAUGAAAUACAAGAAAGACAGUCGGGCCAAGGGGGCUGUCAGGAAGUCACCAAGCAAAUGCCCUCCAGAGAGUGACUAUUAUAGUCCAAUGGAGGCAGAGUACUACGAGGCGGCCACCGUGAACUCCUGUAGCAAGGCCCAGAGAGGAAGGUAUAGCUCAGUAGUUUAUCCAGAUCCCUUCUUCGACAGCCCCUUCACUCCAGCCUCCUCUGCAUAUGGGCCCCUCUCUAUGCAAGGGGAGGGUCUUCAUUACGGACCUCCAGUUCUUCAAGAGAGUCCGAGUGAGAUGGGAGAAAAUUACCUGGGAAAUGUGCCCGAGGCUGACUCACUCUACAGCUUCCCUGACUGCUCCUCCACAAACCUGGACUACAGCUGUGUUUCUGAACUCCCCAGCCAUCACCAGCUUGGGCCUUCCAACUCACAUCCCAUUUACGCAGACUUAACCACACAUCCUGUGCCUCAGGGAGAUUCUCAGGGACCUGUAAAUCUUAUGCAUCUGUGAGGGCUCCCUGCCAUGGAAACCAAGCAGGGGAAAUUGCUACAGUCCUAUUAUCUCAUUAAAAAAAAUACCUCUAAGUGCAACCAACAGUAUUCCU